AGCUCCAUUUCAACAUAACCACAACGAGCUAACCUUGACUUGAAGAGGUGUAAUCCAAGAAUCAAAACCAGAUGUCGGCUUUGCUCCUCUUUGUGAUGCUGACAGCCUGCGCUGCAAGUCCGCAGGAUCUUUCAGGAAAAAUGUUUACAUUUCCACAAGAAACCAACACAGCCAGCGUGAAGCUGAAUAUAGCCACACAUAAUUUAGAUGCGGUGACAGUCUGUCUCAGGUUCUUUACAGACCUCCAGAGAGCCCAUGGCCUAUUUUCUCUGGCCACACCGUCUUCUCAUAAUGGCUUUCUGAUAUUUAAAGAGUCAACUGCCGAUACAGUUGGUUUAUAUGUGAACAAUAAAGCAGUGCCAUAUGUAGUGGGCUACAAGUUGAAUACAUGGCACUCUGUGUGUUCCACGUGGGACGCUGAUUCUGGAUUAGGCCAGCUGUGGUUUAAUGGACAGCCUUUAGCUCGGAAGUUCCUCAGUAAAUCGCAGAUCAGUAAACCAAUUGUUGUCCUAGGACAGGAACAGGACAGUUAUGCUGGUUCGUUUGACACCAAGCAGUCUUUUACUGGCAUGAUGGCCGAUGUUCACAUGUGGAACUACGUCUUGUCUCCCUGUGAAAUCCAGAACUAUGUGGAUAACUUGAUUUUCACUCCAGGGAAUGUGCUGAACUGGGAGGCCCUGACAUUUGAUGUUACUGGCAGAGUGUUGAUAGAAGAAAUGCAAACAAACUGUCACGAGCGCUACUACACAAAAAAGCCUUGUCUAAACAAGUCUGGCUACUAAGGGGUAAACGUUCUUUAGCUGUGAACAUAAUCACAAUAAUGUGUGUUAGAAAAGGGGGGUAUUUGAUCUGAGUAAAUUUCUAACAAAAUGUAUAAUCAUUUAAAUUAUGUAUAACUGGUGAAUAUUACUUAACCAGGUAAUUGAAUUGAAACAACAUUGUACGGAGGCUUCCAUAUUAUGUACAGCACUUUAACCAAAUUUACACAAACAUUAUUUUUUCUUUUGCAGUUGAAUAUUAUGCACUGUCUUCAUCAGAUUUCUUUCUCAUUUUCUCCAUAUCCAUGGAAAGGAGAGACAUUCCUUGCUCCUGACUUUAUGUCAGAUAGAUACAAUUUUACAACUCUUAAUUAAACCAAGCAGUAAGAUAACACUUUAGGCUUUUCUCCACUGGGGUUAAAAGAUUAUUUUUCAAAUGUGCAUCUUCAUGUUAGCAAACUAAAAUUUUAAUUGGAACAUAGACCACUUUACAACUCUCACACCUAAGUAAAUGGCUUAAUACUCCAAAUAUUACCAACAAUUAUGUUAAUUUGUGUACCAUUGUCAACCAAAAGUAUUUGGUAGACAAUCUACAUGAUGAACAUACUGUAUAAUUGCCUAACUAUAAGAAUAGUAAAUGCAUCUGUGAAGGUAGGUAGACCAGAAAAAUUCUGAAAAAGAACAAAUUCACAUUUUACAAUACCUAGAGUAUCAAAUUUAGCCUAGGGAAGAGAGAACUGCUGCUCUUCCUUAAGAUUGUGUAAUUAAAUUUAACAUUUGGAAUUAAGAAUAAAUAAAGACAAACUGGAUAAAACUGUCCAUGAAUAAGUUUUUGGUGCAAGUCUUAUUUCAUUAUUAUAGUCUCAGUUAUUUGUUGAUGGUGUUCUUUAAGAAGGUUAUCAUAUAAGUAUGCAUAUAAGUAAUUUUGUCAAGUUGGUCAGCGUUGUUCAUUUACUUUGCCCUCACUUUUCUUCCGAGGUGUUGUCUUUGUUGCUGUGUUGUGUUAACAUUUUAUUUUACUCAUAAUCUACUUUGCAGCAUUAUUAUCUUAGCCAAUUCAUUCAGAAAUAACAUGAAUCAGAAUUUUAUUCAACCCUGUUUUAUUAAUCUGAAUAAUGAUGUUUUGUACAUGUACUUUCUAUGCAGUUUUACCAACCAGUUAAACAUAUGGAAAAACACUUGUUUAGAUUUAGAAUUAUUAUGUGACAAACAAAUCCAUAAUAUUUGUUGAGGUAGAACUAAAACUUGCUUCAGUCCUCUCGCAUUCUAAAUUCCUUCACUUUCCACAUUUUUAGGAGAAUUUACAUUUUAAUUCACAAGAGAGAAACUCUGAUUAGGGGCAAUUUAUAGGAAUUUUAACUGAUAAUGUUUGAAUGUUUGCAAUGUAUAUAUUCUGAGACACAAAAUAAAACAAUCACAACUCCACAGGAUUGUACAUGAUUGACUGAUUUAAAGUUUAAGAGACUGCUGCUACAAUUGUUUUUUGUGGUCCAUGCUCUAUCGAAAGCAAAGGUUUUAAUUAAAAUGAUGUGAA
This is a messenger RNA of Fundulus heteroclitus (mummichog), 2292 nucleotides long. RefSeq names its product C-reactive protein-like. The coding region runs from base 72 to 782 and encodes 236 amino acids. The transcript has 5 exons. NCBI's taxonomy places the organism in Eukaryota, Metazoa, Chordata, Actinopteri, Cyprinodontiformes, Fundulidae. The record is from RefSeq and is a predicted model, not a curated record.